UUUGCUCUGCUCCAGACAUCAUGGCGUGACAACAUGUAUUCAUUUCUAUCUCGGGCUCUUAUUACGCAGGUGGACGCAAGCACGAGGAGCAGAGGCGCAUUUUCUGAGGCUUCUGUUCUCUGGGACGCAGCAUGAUUUCCUGCCACAUCCCAUCCAAAGAAAUCGACCGCAUUGCUUUGUUGAAGAAUCGGACAGACCAAGUCGUGUAUGAAAACUAAUUGCUCGCAUGGGUACGCGUAGUAUUACAGCAGGAGGAAAAAAAAUAAAAAAAAGAAAAGCACGGCAUCAGUGCAUGGGUGGGAUUCCUUCAUUGCGCUUCAGACAGGGGAACUUAUGACAACAAUUUGCUCCUGUAAUAGAAAACAAAAUAAAUGCCGGUAAAACAGGCGUGAUAACUGUGCUGUAGUGAUGUAAAAAAAAAAAAAAAAAAAAAAAACGGCGUUGACGGAUAGUUUUUCGACCUUCGUGUUUUUUCCGCGGACUUGGAUGAAUUUGACGCCAGCCCUCAGCCGUCAGAUGCGUUUUUAAGAGCGCAACCCAUAUCGUCUCAUAGGGAACCCGGACUGCAGUUUUCCAUCAAGACACCAUCUGUACCACGAUUGAGAACAAGGGGUUAUUGGACUUAUUGGAAAUUAAAUCUGCAGUGUUUGUGCGUUUCAAGAGCAUUACGCGGGGGACUCGAUACGACCACGUACUGACGCUUUAACCUCCUUUGAACGCAGCUCGGACGCAAAACCUCCGACUCUCCAGAGUGUGUGUGUUUUUUGGUUUGUUUGUUUUUUUUGUUUUUUGGUUUUUUUUGGAGGAUUUUUUUUUUCCUAUGGGCUUUACGUUUUCUGUCUUUGAGCCUCAAUCUGGGAUCGUUCUGGGAUUUAAGGUGGGGUUUUUAUCCCGAUGCAGGUAACUGGAAGAUAACCCCCAGUGUCUUGUUGAUGACAGCAGAUUGUCGCGCAUCUCCGGCUGUUGGAUUUUCCAGCACAGACCCGACGAGCCCCAUCUGAAGGUUUUACGCGUGAAUUUGGAAUAAAUGAACUCCGUUACCGUCUUAGAUUCACUGUGAAUUUACCCAAAGAGGCAAGUGAGGACAGCAGAAACCAUGUUCAAUAGGAUCAACCCGUCGGCAUCUGGUUUAUUAGUCCCACUUUUGACUGCUUUGAAGUGAACCCUGUGAGGAGCAUCCAAAACGACAGGAUAUUCUGGUGUUUUUUUUCCUGUAACGCCAGAGGGAGUCAUCUUCCGGAGCUCUGACUCUCUGACUGCCAGCUGAUCGGGAUGCUGAUGUGAAACCUGCGAUGGACACCAGGGCUUGAUAUCUGGACCUGACCUGGAAUCGGAUUGACAAUGGACCGGCUGGUUCUGUGCGUGCUGCUGUGUGCAGCCCUGGUGAAGGGAAACAGCUGCCCCGGCCGCUGCAUCUGCCAACACCUCUCCCCCACCUUGACUCUGCUCUGUGCUAAGACUGGUCUGCUGUUUGUACCCCCCACCAUCGACCGCAAGACCGUCGAGCUGCGACUCACUGAUAACUUCAUCACUAUCAUUCGCAGGAAAGACUUUUUCAACAUGACUAGUUUGGUCCACCUCACCUUGUCCCGUAACACCAUCAGCCAGAUCACCCCCCAUGCCUUUGUUGGCCUGCGAUCCCUGCGGGCGCUGCACAUGGACGGUAACCGCCUCAGUGUUAUUAAAAGUGACCACUUUAAGGGUCUAAUCAACCUGCGGCAUCUAAUCCUCGGAAACAACCAGAUCCACCAAGUGGCCCCCAACUCUUUUGAUGAAUUUGUUUCCACCAUAGAGGAUUUGGAUCUUUCCAAUAACAACUUGCGCAGCCUGCCCUGGGAAGCCAUAGCCAGAAUGACCAACAUUAACACCCUCACACUGGACCACAAUCUGAUUGACCACAUUGGAGCAGGGACUUUUACACUGCUCACCAAGCUGGUCCGUCUGGACAUGACCUCUAACAGGCUGCAGAAACUGCCGCCAGACAGCCUGUUCCAGCACGCACAGGUACUGUCCGAUGCCAAGGGUUCCAGCUCAUCCACUCUGGCUGUCAGCUUUGGCGGAAACCCACUCCAUUGUAACUGUGAGUUACUGUGGCUGCGUAGGCUGACAAGAGAGGAUGAUCUGGAGACUUGUGCCUCACCAGAACAUCUCAUGGACAAGUACUUCUGGUCCAUUCAAGAAGAGGAGUUCAUCUGCGAGCCUCCAUUGAUCACCAAACACGUUGCUACUAAGCCCUAUGUGAUGGAAGGCCAGGGAGUGACUCUUAAAUGCAAAGCCGUGGGUGAUCCAGACCCAGACAUCCACUGGCGGUCUCCAGAUGGGAAGCUGGUGCAUAAUAAUUCCCGCACCAUCCUGUAUGAUAAUGGCACCCUUGAUAUUCUCAUCACCACUCUGAAGGACAGUGGGGCAUUUAAUUGUGUUGCAUCCAAUGCCGCGGGCAUCGCCACAGCUGCUGUUGAGAUCAACAUGAUCCCCUUACCCCUGUUUGUUAACAACACAGGCCACAUGCGAGAGGACCCGGGCCUCUCAGACAUCACCACCUCCUCCAAAUCUGGCAAUGACACUAAGGGCUACGACAAGCAGGACAGGAGAGUUAUGGUCAAUGAGCUGACCUCUUCCUCUGCUGUGAUCCGCUGGCCAUCUGAGCGCCAUAUCCCCGGCAUCAGGAUGUACCAGAUUCAGUACAACAGCACAGCAGAUGAUACUUUGGUGUACAGAAUGAUCCCAUCUACCAGCAAGAACUUCUUAAUCAAUGAUCUGGCUGCAGGGCGGGAGUAUGACCUUUGUGUGCUGGCGGUUUACGACGACGGCAUCACAUCAUUAACAGCCACACGUGUGGUUGGCUGUGUGCAGUUCCACACAGCAAGUGAGGUCAGCCAGUGCCGCUUCAUGCACAGUCAGUUUCUGGGAGGCACUAUGAUCAUCAUUAUUGGUGGGAUAAUCGUUGCCUCUGUGCUGGUGUUCAUCAUCAUCCUGAUGAUACGUUACAAGGCCUACAGCAGCCCAGAGGACGGGAAAACCAAGGUCAGCUCCAGCAUGCACUCCCAGACCAACGGUAGCCAACAGAGGCUCCAGCGCUCGGUGUCCAAGCAGCCGUCUGACGAGGGCCAGUCCAUGGCGCCCAAAGAGUGCAUGGCGCUGGUGCUGCGGGUGGACAAUGAGAAGAGGGAGGAUGCAGCAGCCACCACGGCCAUCCUGGAGGUGGAGCUGCCUCCCAUGUCUCUCGAUAAGAUGAAGAGAAGAACCAGCCUGGAUGCCCAACGCUCUGGCCCCCCAUCUGAGGACACACAGACGGACAGUAGCCUGACAGGCUCCACCAUGUCCUUGUGUCUCAUAGGUCCUAAUGCUGGCACCAAAGAGGCUCCGAGGCUUAAAGACAAGAAAAGUGCCCUGGCCAACAUGGGAUUGCUCCCUAAUGAGCUGGCACGAACUAGGCACAGAUUCUCCUUUGAUGGCGGGGAUUACUCCAUAUUUCAGAGUCAUAGUUACCCACGCAGAGCGAGGACGAGGUGGCACAAGUCCACCAACCAGCUCAACAUGGAGUCCUCGCCUCUCGCCAACAGGAGAGUUACAUUCAGCAGCACUGAGUGGAUGCUUGAGAGCACAGUCUGAGGAAAGCCGUGAAGCCCUCCGGGGCUCAGUCGCACACAAACAUACAGUAUGCACAUGUAAAAACACAAGAUCUCACAUAUGUCUACAUGCCAUAAAAUACAAGCACACACUUUUACUGUACACAGCAGAUAAAAAAAUACAAGCACACUGACACAUGCAAACUUUCUGUGAGUUGCUGAACAGUCUCCCUUCAUCCUGCCUCCCCAUCAUACUCCCAGAGAGGUUUGUUGGCCAUGUCCUUUCUUUAUGCAGCAGUGCCUUAUUCUAAAAAAAAAUGUACGAAUGGAGGAUGCUGCUCACUGUAGUCAUAAACCUUCCUCUCUUUCAUUGCCUCCCGCGCUGACACAGGGAGCAUUUCUUUGGAUUUUUAAUUUUUUUCCUUUUCUGUGACAUGCCAAGGGGGUGUGACAUUUGGAUGUGACUGUUUAUCUUUAAUGUGUUUAAAAAAGGAAAAAAAAAAAACUUCAUCAUAACUGUAAAGUGAACAGCCAGGUAUCCUGUUAUGUCAAUCAUGUUUUGGGUUCUUUCAAAAAAAAAAAACUUUUGCACAGAAGACACGAGAUACAAGGACAUGUAUCACCACCAGUCUAUACAAUAAUAAUAAUUAAAAAAGAACAGAAUUUUACACAUGCCGAUUUCUAAUGUUAGCAUAGAGAGGAUGGACCUGGAAGCCGUGGAUUCCUCUUUGACGGUCGGACUGUAUGAUGUUUAAUAGGUAUUGUUCCAGAUGUGACUGUAUAUUAAUCGGUACUGUAUCUGGCUGGUCUAGAUAAAAAGACAACAACAAAAAAAGACAUAUAUAAGUAUAUUAAAACAUUGGUGUAUGUGUACUAACUAUGUAAGUAAGUAAGUCAUAUGUCACAUGACUUUUUACAAAGCAUUUGGGUGUUGGCUGCAAGUUUUUACAUUAAAAACCUGUGUCAUCACACCUCUCCCUAUUUAGUAUGUCAAAGUUUGAACCAUUUAUCCCUCACGAAGGGAAUUAAAUUUUUUGUGUGGGUAUCA
This is a messenger RNA of Sphaeramia orbicularis (orbiculate cardinalfish), 4617 nucleotides long. It is a transcript of the gene lrfn1, whose product is annotated as leucine rich repeat and fibronectin type III domain containing 1. The transcript is spliced from 5 exons. The coding region runs from base 1342 to 3612 and encodes 756 amino acids. The record is from RefSeq and is a predicted model, not a curated record. Gene Ontology annotation, molecular function: protein binding. Lineage: Eukaryota; Metazoa; Chordata; Actinopteri; Kurtiformes; Apogonidae.